Molecule: messenger RNA, 9325 nt
Organism: Apus apus (common swift)
Lineage: Eukaryota; Metazoa; Chordata; Aves; Apodiformes; Apodidae
Gene: SHANK2
Product: SH3 and multiple ankyrin repeat domains 2
Exons: 25
Coding region: 25-5661 (1878 amino acids)
Cellular component (GO): postsynaptic density; dendritic spine; postsynaptic membrane
Molecular function (GO): synaptic receptor adaptor activity; ionotropic glutamate receptor binding
Source: RefSeq, a predicted model, not a curated record
AUUGGCAGGGUAAAAAACGUGAACAUGCCUCGUAGCCCGACUUCCAGUGAAGAUGAAAUGGCACAAAGCUUUUCUGACUAUUCUGUUGAAUCUGAAUCAGACAGCUCCAAAGAGGAAACUAUUUAUGACACAAUUAGAGCAACUGCAGAAAAGCCAAGCAGCAGAAUGCAAGAGGGUCAGAGCAACACAUUAGUCAUUCGAAUUAUCAUCCCUGACCUGCAGCAAACGAAAUGCAUUAGAUUUAACCCAGAAGCUUCAGUGUGGGUUGCAAAGCAACGAAUUUUGUGCAGUUUGAAUCAGAGUUUGAAAGAUGUCCUGAAUUAUGGACUGUUCCAGCCUGCAAGCAAUGGCAGAGAUGGGAAAUUUUUGGAUGAAGAAAGACUUCUCAGGGAAUACCCACAGCCAGUGAAUAAAGGAGUUCCUUCACUGGAGUUUCGAUACAAGAGAAGAGUGUACAAACAGUUCAAUCUGGAUGAAAAACAGCUGGCCAAGCUUCAUACCAAGGCUAAUUUGAGAAAAUUUAUGGAUUAUGUCCACCACCUCUCAGUGGAAAAAAUCACAAAAAUGUUGGACCGAGGACUGGACCCCAACUAUCAUGACCUGGAAAGUGGAGAAACACCCCUGACUUUGGCAGUUCAGCUUGACAAUACGGUAGAAGUGAUAAAAGCUCUGAAAAAUGGAGGAGCACAUUUAGAUUUCAGAGCCAAAGAUGGAAUGACAGCUCUGCACAAAGCAGCCAGGGCCAAGAACCAAGUAACCCUCAAGACCCUUUUAGAGCUUGGAGCAUCUCCUAACUACAAGGACAGCUGUGGCCUGACACCACUGUACCACACAGCCAUUGUGGGAGGGGAUCCCUACUGCUGUGAACUGUUACUUCAUGAACACGCCACAGUCAGUUGCAAAGAUGAAAAUGGAUGGCAAGAAAUCCAUCAGGCUUGCCGAUAUGGACACGUCCAACAUCUAGAGCACCUCCUCUUCUACGGCGCCGACAUGUGUGCGCAGAACGCCUCAGGAAACACAGCGCUGCACAUCUGCGCCCUGUACAACCAGGAGAGCUGUGCAAGAGUGCUGCUGUUCCGGGGAGCCAACAAGGAGAUUAAGAAUUACAACAGCCAGUCUCCAUUCCAGGUGGCUAUAAUAGCUGGAAAUUUUGAGCUCGCUGAAUAUAUCAAGAAUCACAGGGAAGCUGAUAUUGGAACCUGCAUCCCAUAUCCAACUAGAAGUCCCCGGAAUCUGUUGCUGGCAGUGCCCUUUAGAGAGGCUCCCACCUAUUCCAACAAAAGGCGGAGACCCCCGAGCACCUUGGCAGCCCCUCGGAUCUUGCUGCGUUCCAACAGCGACAACAACCUCAACAUCAACAACCUCCCUGAGUGGUCAGCCUCCUCCUCUGCUUCUUCACACCGCAGCCUUUCACCUCAUCUGCUUCAACAGAUGCAGAAUAAUCCUAAUGGAACUGUAAAAACUGUGGGGAGUUACACUUCUUCCUCCCGGAGCCGGUCGCCAUCCCUGAACAGGCUGGGAGAGGAUGUCAAACGGCAGCAGCACAGGCACAUCAGUGCCGUUUACAGUCCUAGUGCCAACAAGGAUGCUCUGGCUGCCUUGGAUUAUCAGGGUCCCAAACGCAAGCUUUACAGUGCUGUACCUGGAAGACUUUUUAUUGUUGUGAAGCCAUAUCAACCUCAAGGGGAAGGGGAGAUUCAUCUGCACAAAGGAGACAGAGUCAAACUGUUAAGCAUCGGUGAAGGUGGAUUCUGGGAAGGCAGCACCCGGGGACAUAUUGGCUGGUUUCCUGCAGAAUGUGUUGAAGAAGUUCAGUUGAAACCAAAUGAAAGCAAACCAGAAACACGAUCAGAUAGAACAAAGAAACUGUUCAGACACUACACAGUUGGAUCCUAUGACAGCUUUGAUGCUUCAAGUGACUGCAUAAUAGAAGAAAAGGCAGUGGUCCUGCAGAAAAAAGACAAUGAAGGAUUUGGAUUUGUGCUCAGAGGGGCAAAAGCUGACACACCAAUUGAAGAAUUCACCCCAACUCCAGCCUUUCCUGCUUUGCAGUACUUGGAAUCGGUGGACGAAGGGGGAGUAGCAUGGCAAGCUGGCCUGAGAACUGGAGACUUUUUGAUCGAGGUUAAUAAUGAGAAUGUAGUGAAAGUUGGCCACAGGCAGGUGGUGAACAUGAUUCGACAAGGGGGCAAUCACCUAGUUCUUAAAGUUGUCACAGUAACCAGGAAUCUUGAUCCAGACGACACAGCUAGAAAGAAAGCCCCACCACCUCCUAAGCGAGCUCCAACCACUGCACUGACCUUGCGGUCUAAGUCAAUGACCUCAGAGCUUGAAGAGCUUGUGGAUAAAGCUUCAGUACGGAAGAAGAAGGAUAUUCUCCCUUCACAUUUUGAAGGUUUGAAGAAGAGGAUUGUUUUUCGAGUCACACUAAAUAAGGUGGAUGAAAUAGUACCAGUUUCCAAGCCAUCAAGAAUUGCAGACAAUGCAACUGUGGACUCAAGAGUGGCAACUAUUAAACAGCGGCCUUCUAGUAGAUGUUUUCCCUCCGCUACAGAUAUGAAUUCCAUGUAUGAGAGACAGGGUAUUGCUGUGAUGACGCCCACUGUACCGGGGAGUUCUCAAGGUCCUUUUCUGGGUAUACCUCGGGGUACAAUGAGAAGACAAAAAUCUAUAGGAAUAACAGAGGAAGAACGGCAGUUUUUGGCUCCUCCUAUGCUGAAGUUCACCAGAAGUCUUUCAAUGCCUGACACCUCUGAAGACAUCCCACCACCACCACAGUCCUUACCUCCUUCGCCGCCGCCGCCGUCUCCCUCUCUGUACAACUCUCCCAAAUCCCCAACAUCGAGGAGCUACGGAACAAUUAAGCCUCCGUUUAAUCAGAAUUCAGGUGCAAAAAUUUCUUUGGUCAGGCCUGAGAGUGUGGGAACGAUGAUAAGGGACAAGGGGAUCUAUUACAGACGAGAACUGGACCGAUACUCCCUGGACUCUGAAGACCUGUACAGUCGGAGUGCCGCAUCUCAGGCAAAUUUCAGGAAUAAGAGGGGUCAGAUGCCAGAAAACCCAUAUUCUGAGGUUGGGAAGAUUGCAAGCAAAGCAGUUUACGUGCCAGCCAAACCAGCGAGGCGGAAGGGGAUGCUGGUGAAACAGUCCAAUGUUGAAGACAGCCCGGAAAAGACCUGCUCUAUCCCAAUCCCAACGAUUAUUGUGAAGGAGCCGUCCACCAGCAGCAGUGGGAAAAGCAGCCAAGGGAGCAGCAUGGAAAUCGAUCCGCAGUCCUCGGAGCAACCUGGGCAACUCCGACCUGAUGACAGCUUGGGUGUCAGCAGCCCGUUUGCAGCAGCCAUUGCUGGGGCAGUGAGGGACAGGGAAAAGAGGCUGGAAGCAAGGCGGAAUUCUCCAGCCUUCCUUUCCACAGACCUGGGAGACGAGGAUGUUGGACUUACGCCGCCAACACCACGGGCGAGGCAAUCGAAAUUCACCGAUGAAGCAGUGUUUAUUAGUGAAGAUGGUUUUAGGCAGCUUAUGUCUCCCUCUCCAAUUCCUGCACCUAGAGAGCCUGAAAAUCUGUUUAACAGCGGCGAGCCCAGCAAUCAGAGCGACUCCAGGACAUCAAAUGCUUCAUCCAAAACGAAAGGUACUGAAAACAGUACAGUGGCAGCUAAGCCCACGAAUGCACCCAGCUCAGAUAAUUAUGUUCACCCUGUCACAGGAAAGCUUUUGGAUCCAAACUCACCGCUAGCCCUCGCUCUCUCUGCCAGGGACAGAGCCAUGAAAGAACAAACACAGCAGAUUCCAGGCAAAGGAGACGCUGUUAAAGCUGACCUUAAUAAACCACUUUACAUCGAUACAAAGCUGAGACCCAACAUUGAAAUGACUUUUCCUGUUACUGCUACUGUCUCUAGGCAAAAUACUCGUGGCCCUUUGAGACGGCAGGAGACCGAGAACAAGUAUGAAGCAGAUGGAGGGAAAGAAAAGAAAGCCGAGGAGAAGAAAAACAUGUUGAUAAACAUAGUGGAUACUUCGCAGCAAAAGUCAGCUGGCUUGUUGAUGGUCCAUACCAUGGACACAGCAAAGCCAGAUGACACGCCCGAAGAUGAAGAGGAAAAGGGAGCUGAAAUGGAACCCAACCCUGAAAGCUCCCAGCCAGAGAGGCCCGAGGGGGGCGAGGAAGCAGAGAGUGAGCUGAGCGUGCCGGCUGUGCCCGAGCCGCCCACAUCUCCCUGCAAAACCAUCGUAGCAGCCGGCUCGGUUGACGACCCCGUCAUCCUGCCGUUCCGCAUCCCUCCGCCGCCCUUAGCAUCUGUGGAUAUCGAUGAAGAGUUCAUGUUUACUGAGCCACUUCCACCCCCCUUAGAGUUUGCCAACAGCUUUGAUAUCCCCGACGACCGCGCAGCUCCCGGUUCAGCUCUAACGGACUUGAUUAAGCAACGAAAAAAUGGCGCCCCUUCACCCGCGCCCUUUGCCCCCGGCCAGCCAACUAAUUCCUUGGACAGUAAAAAGCAAGUGGGUCUUUCAAACUGUUUGCCUGCCUCCUUUCUGCCACCCCCUGACAGCUUUGACAACGUCACUGACUCUGGGAUUGAGGAGGUAGACAGCCGAAGUAGUAGUGACCAUCACUUAGAGACAACCAGCACUAUCUCAACGGUGUCCAGCAUCUCUACCUUAUCCUCGGAAGGGGGUGAGAACGUGGAUACUUGUACAGUCUAUGCAGAUGGGCAAACAUUUCUGGUGGACAAACCCCCAGUACCUCCUAAGCCAAAAAUGAAGCCCAUAAUCAACAAAAGCAAUGCACUUUACAAGGACGCGCUGAUUGAAGAAGCUGUAGACAGCUUUGUUAUUCCUCCCCCUGCUCCGCCCCCCCCUCCCAUCAGUGCUCAGCCCAACAUGGCUAAGGUUGUUCCCCAAAGGACAUCUAAGCUAUGGGGUGAUGUGACGGAGGUGAAAAGCCCAAUUCUCUCAGGCCCAAAGGCUAAUGUUAUUAGUGAAUUGAACUCAAUACUCCAGCAAAUGAACAGAGAGAAAUCCUCAAAGCCAGGGGAAGGAUUGGAGUCACCUACUGGAACAAAAACUGCAAGUCUCAGUACAAGGAGCACGGAAGUCAUGAGCACUGUCUCAGGUACACGAAGUACAACAAUCACUUUUACUGUCCGACCUGGAACCAGCCAGCCGAUCACACUGCAGAGCAGGUCCCCAGACUAUGACAGUAGGACCUCAGGAGCAAGACAUGCUCCAAGCCCUGUGGUUUCACCAACAGAGAUUAAUAAAGACAUCAUGCCUGCUCCUCUGAGUGCUUCUGCUUCAGCUUCAUCUCCUUCACCAACUUUGUCCGAUGUAUUUAGCCUACCCAGCCAGCCCCCUUCUGGGGACUUAUUUGGCUUGACCACAGGGCGCAGCAGGUCUCCCUCUCCCUCCAUAUUGCAACAGCCAAUCUCAAAUAAGCCUUUUACAACUAAGCCUGUCCACCUGUGGACUAAACCAGAUGUGGCAGAUUGGUUGGAAAGUCUAAACUUAGGUGAACACAAAGAAACAUUUAUGGACAAUGAAAUAGAUGGCACUCAUUUACCAAAUCUACAAAAGGAAGAUCUGAUAGACCUUGGAGUGACUAGAGUUGGGCACAGAAUGAACAUAGAAAGAGCUUUGAAACAGCUGCUGGACAGAUAAGAAUAGCUAUUUUGCCUCACAAACUUCUGUUGAUAACUAGAGAUGGGCUGGUACUGAAAUACCCCAAAUGCCUUGUCUGUCUGCGAGUGCCAGCAAAUUUGGGGGGGGAGGGGGAAAACAGUUGAAUUCCUGGUACUCAGGUAAUGCAGACUGGAUGCUACAUGCCCAGACGUAAAUCCAAACAUGUUACACGAGUGGGGCCAUUUUAUUUCAAAAUUGUGGGGAGAUCUGAGAGAGAGAGAGAAAAUUGUUAACUUCAAAAAUAUUACCUCUUGAUAAUGCCCUUCUGCCAGAACCAUUACAAACCACUUUUCUUUCAAUUUAAAAUGGCAAGCAUUUAAUUUCUUUCUUGAAAAGCUCUAUUUUUCUCUUCUUGGCAUGAAGUCUCCAAGCAGGCUUCCUCCCCCAGCCCUUAGUUCAUUUUAAGAAGACAGGUGAUUGCUUCCUUACCCUUCCAAGCCACUUUUACUAGUAGCAGGGGCAGGAUGUUAAGAUGGGUACAGGAGUUCAUAUGACUGUUUUUUUUUACUAGUCUAGCUCUUUGAUUUGUUGGCAGUGAAGCUGGUUGUUCUGCUGGAAUUAUUUCAAAGGUAACCUUGCUCUGUUUUACCUGGUAUUUCUUUAUUUCUGCAGUUAUACUUAGCACUCUUCCAAGGUGGCAGAACAAGUUCAAUACAUGCUCCAUUGGCUUGACCUGUAAGACGAUGCAGACGUUGCAUAAAACCCGAGGAGGAAUGUGCACACUUAGAGGUACAACAAAAUGAAGCUAGUUUGAACCUGAAACCCCCAGUUUUCAACCAGCUAAACUACUGCUCAGUCGCAAUAUGAACUCCACAAGCCAGUAAAAGCUUGAGGCUGUGUCCAGACUCACCUUUUUGGACUUCACAGUCAGAUACUCGAGUGUGCUGAACCCUGAGAGAUGCUGUUUAAUUCAGUGAGUGGUAAGUGCUUAGUUAUUUUAAAUAGCAGGCCAAGAGAGAAGGGAAAGAGAGGGGAAUGUUUCCAUUGAAGUCAGUGGGAAGGUUGCCAGGAUUUUAAGUGAGAGGGGAUUUCAGCGUGUUGGCAGGAAUGGAAAAGUUUCAGCUUGUUGAAAAAAGGGUUAAAAAGGUAAUGCUGAGGUGGAAAGAGGCUCCUAGUGUCUCAGAAGGUGUGUGUUCCAAGGGUCAGGAGACGUGGGUAGGUAUCCAGUGUCUCCUGUUUAGCAGCGUUAACAGGUAUUGGCUUCUGGACAAGGACAGCAGGCUGAGCCCUUCGGGGGGGAGCUGGAUCCUGCCCCUGGGCCUCCAGCCAUUUCUUUGCCUGGCUGUUAGUGAGCCCUCCUGGGAACCAGCAUGGACUGGGUGGUGAAGGGAAGGAGCUCCAGAGCUUUCCAGGAAACUUCAGUCUGCAGGGGGGAACACACAGAUUUGGUUCAUCUGACCUUUUUUUUUGUCACCCUUUUUUUAAAUUUUUUUUUUUAAAGUUAACAAAUCUCUCUCUGCAUGUUUGAACUCCCCUUGUAAUUAACACCUCUUAAUAUCUGUGAGUUUUGUAGGUCUUUAUUAACAUAAUAUUCAAGACGUUCAAGGUAGGUAAGUUGUGUGUGGAUGGCUAGACUGCCUACCUACCAUACUUUCAGGUUCUCUUACAUUUUGCAAGGCACCUGAACUUUCUUUCCUUGAUAUGGUCCUUGAUAUGGUCCAGCCUAUCUCUAAUUUUUUUAUUGUGAUUAUUUUUUUGCUCACAAACAAGUGUCUAAUUAGGUCUGCAACAGCCCUAGUAUGAGUACAUAAAGUUUAGCAUUUUAAAGAUCUUUCUUUACUGCAAGUUUAAAUAGUUGUACAGAUAGUUUAUAAGCACAAUAUUUUAAGAAAAUAAGUGGCUGGUCUACUGGGCAGCCUUUGUGCCACUUCAGUGCUAGAGAGUUAAAAACAAAACAAACAAAAAAAAUACAAACAAAAAAAAAAAUACACAACUUUUGUGGUUUACUACUAUUUCUGUGGAAUAAUUAUAAAGUCUUGACCUUUUUAAACUCAACCUCAUUUGGAUGCAUCUGAACCAGCAGAGCUGUGUUAUAUUUUCUAUCUUUGCUAGAACUUCUACAGAGGAGGAUGAAUAUUUCUUCACAAGUGGUUGUAGUUACCAACGCAUUGGAUACUCAUAAAAAGCAACUCGUUUAGCCUCCUGCCCCCUUUAUGGAACAACAAAUCUUUUGACUUAACAUCUGUUGCUAUAUUUGUAUUUGAAAGUUCCAAGUAACCUUGUAAUAAAAAUCAAGUACUGAGGCAUUUGACUUUCAGGAGUGCUGCAUUUUUCCAGAGGUGGUGUAGAAACUGGCAGUUUCAUUCAGAUAGUUGCUCCAGGCAACUUGAGGCCAUCAAAUACUUUUAAGAAGUGUAAAAAUGGUAAUUUAGCCAUCAUUGUCUUCCAUUUGGUGAUAUGACAGAAUUCAGUAAAUAAACCACUAAUGCCAUGCUCUUUUUUUUAUUUCUUUGGGUACAGUUGCUAUUACCUCUAUGAUACGUGCCAGAAAAUACGUUCGCUAGAAAAUACGGUAGUAAAAGCAAAUGUAGAAGUUGACUUUUAAGCUGCUUUUUAAUCACAACCUUCUUGUUGAAUUUAUGUUGACCAAGUGCUGACAUACACAGUAAACUACAGUUGAUGGAAAUCCCUUUUUUUUACACAGGUGUGUUUCUUGCUCGUGUAUCUUUUCAGGUACUGGGAGAAUAGGUACAACACAAUGAGUAGAAAAGAGGUUUGACCCAUUAAAGAGCUAACGAAAUAGUUUAUCUUUUACAUUGUGUCUUACAAAGUAAAGGUAAGGAGACCUGAGAGGACCUACCUGCACCAAUAAAUACACCUCUGCCAAGAUGAAUUGGUCUCUAGCUCUGGGGGAUGGUUUUGCUACAGAAAGCAAUAGUAACAGAUACGACGUUGCCUCCGAGUAUUUUUCAUCAGCCUGGAAGUGUUGGGGGGGGGGGAGGAGAGAAGGCCCAUUUAUUUCCUGCUACUAUGAUAGUGAAAACCAAGUUGUUAGAGAUCUAUGAAAUACGUUAUGAUAUUCUGGGUUUUAGGAUCAACUUUUGUUUAUAUACUGUAAUUUAAAUAAAUUGCAUUUACAUGCCUAGUUUCUGUAAUAUUUGUGUAUACAAUACCGAAACCUUACAAGAUGUAAAUUGUGUAUAACUGCACAGACUCCUUUCCCUAGGUGUCUGAGAACAUUUUCAGUUUGAUUCAUAUAUUAUAAAAUGACUAGAUGUGACUGUUGAUUUACAGAAUUUACAUAUCACAAAAGUUAACUAUUUGUGGUACUUAAGUUAAUUUAAAAAAAAAAAAAAUAGUGAUUUUAUUUUUUCCUCGGUUCUUAAAAAAAAAUAAGCAUUACCCAGUUGAUCUGGCAAUGAUUAUGUGUAUGAGCCACAAAUAUUGAUAAUUUUUCCAUUACAUUUUUUUCUUUUCUUUUCUAGAUAUUAAUCUGUUUCUCGCUAUAGUUUGUGUAACAACUUGUGUUCACCUUCUCUAUGUUGCUGUAAUUUUUGUGCUUUAAUUCCUCUUAUUUCGACUGAUUGAAAAAAAAAAAAAAAAAAAAAAGAGAAUCAAGCUCCUGUAACUUGCACUUUUCCCCACUCCUUAAUACUCUUGUAUGGCAACCAAAAUUACUGUAAGAAAUAAAUAUCAUAUUGCA